GGGGGUUACCAUAUUUGGUAAGGGCGUUCCACGCGGCACGAAGUACGUCCCUUCAACGUCAUCUCCGGUUCUCUCUUUCCCGUCCGAUCCCCUAACAUGGCGCCGCUCAAACAGAAGAGACCAACUGUUGGCAAGAAGGCCAAAAAGGGAGCUUCAUGGAAGUUCACCUUGGACCUGACCCACCCUGUGGAGGAUGGGAUCCUGGACUCUGCAAACUUUGAAAUCUUCCUCAAAGAGAGGAUAAAGGUCAACGGAAAGACGGGGAAUCUGGGUAACAUCGUCCAGGUCGGCCGCAUGAAGAACAAGAUCAACGUCACGUCUGAGAAGCAGUUCUCCAAAAGGUAUCUGAAGUACCUAACGAAGAAGUACCUGAAGAAGAACAACCUCCGCGACUGGCUGAGAGUGGUGGCAUCCGACAAGGAGACGUACGAGCUGCGUUACUUCCAGAUCAGUCAGGACGACGAGGAGUCGGAGGCAGAUGAAUAAACAGCUGUCUGUGUGUCAGGAGAAUAAAUGUGGAAAAGAACA
Molecule: messenger RNA, 528 nt
Organism: Epinephelus lanceolatus (giant grouper)
Lineage: Eukaryota; Metazoa; Chordata; Actinopteri; Perciformes; Serranidae
Gene: rpl22l1
Product: ribosomal protein L22-like 1
Biological process (GO): cytoplasmic translation
Cellular component (GO): ribosome
Molecular function (GO): RNA binding; structural constituent of ribosome
Source: RefSeq, a predicted model, not a curated record